Molecule: messenger RNA, 4686 nt
Organism: Hippopotamus amphibius kiboko
Lineage: Eukaryota; Metazoa; Chordata; Mammalia; Artiodactyla; Hippopotamidae
Gene: SPICE1
Product: spindle and centriole associated protein 1
Exons: 19
Coding region: 1742-4441 (899 amino acids)
Biological process (GO): mitotic spindle assembly; metaphase chromosome alignment; regulation of centriole replication
Cellular component (GO): centriole; spindle; centrosome
Source: RefSeq, a predicted model, not a curated record
UUUUGUCUGUUAAGAAUAAUGUUGCCAUGAACAUUCAUGUACAAAUUGUUGUGUGGCCAUAAGUUUUCAAUUCUUUCGGCCAUAUGUCUAGGACUAGAAUUGCUGAGUCAUGUGAUAACUCUGUGUUUAACUUUUUUAGGAACUGCCACACUGUUUUCCAAAGUGGCUAUGCCAUUUUACAUUCCUACUAGUGAUAUAUGGGAAUUCCAAUUUCUCCACAUUCUCUCCAAAGCUUGGUAUUUACAUCUUUUUGAUUAUGACCAUCCUGAUGGAUGUGAGGCAGUAUCUCAUUAUAGUUUUGAUUUUCAUUUAAUGAGUGGUGAUUCUGAAUAUCUUUUCGCAUGUUUAUUGGCCAUUUGUAUUAUCUUCUUUGGAGAAAUAUCUAUUCAAAUUCCUUAGCCAUUUUAAAAUUGGAUUUUUUUGUUGUUGAGUUGUAAGAGUUCUUUAUAUAUCCUGGAUAUGAUACUUAUUAAGUAUAUGAUUUGCAAAUGUUUUCUCCCAUUCUUUUGGUUGUCUUUUCACUUUCUUGAUCCUGUUCUUUGAAGCACAAAAGUUUUUCAUUUUAAUAGAGUCCAGUUUAUUUUUUCUUUCGUUGCUUUGUGUUUUUAGUGUCAUUUCAGAGAAACCAUUGCUUAACCCAAGGUUCGUGAAUCUUUAUGCGUAUGUUAUCUUUUAGGAGUUGUUGUACUUUUAGCUCUUACUUUAAGUCUGUGAUUCGUUUUAAGGUAAUUUUUAUAUAUGUUGUGAGGAAGGGGGUCGUACUUCAUUCUUUUUCAUAUGGCUAUCCAGUUGUCCCAGCACCAUUAAUUGAAACGACUGUUCUUCCCCAUUGAAUAGUUUCUUGGCACUCUCGUUGACUACUAACUGACCAUAAGUGUAAAAUUUUAUUUUGGGCUCCUGGUUCUGCUCCAUUCCAUAUCUUUUAAAACGGCAUUUAUGGCUCUGGCACUUUCUGUGUGACCUUCACAGUCAGUUAACUCUUUGUUCAUUUUCUCAUCUGUAAAAUGAGUAACAAAAAGUAAAUACUUCAUGGAAUUAGUGUGAGUAUUAAAGGAGAUAGUAUAUGGGAAGAGUUUAGAACAGUACCUGGCUUGUAGAAAGCACUCAGUAGCUAAUUCCAUCAUUAUAACCACCACCACUGUCAUCUUCAUCUCCAUCACCAUCAUCACUAUACUAACACUUAAAUGUUAUUCUCUGACUUGUAUGUGAUUUAUCUCCUUUGCUGGAUUGUACAUUCUGAAAUUAGAUACCAUGUUUAAAGGGUGAAUCUUGUUGCUAAGAUUUUAUAGGACAGAGGGCCAACUCUUGAGAAAUACUAGCAUGUAGUCAUCUUUACCACAGUAGACUAAAUGAUUUUUUUAAAAGAUGUACUUAAAAGAAAAUGCUAAAGUCUUUAUUUUAGGAUAAUUUGGAGUAAGGGGGUCAGCUGGAAGUUCUGUAAUUAUUCAGGUGUGUAAAGAAGUUCUGGAGUAGGAGUCAUGUAUAUGUGUUGCUUUUUAAAAAUUAUCUAUGUAUCCUCAAACCCUAGUGUUCAGGCACUGUGAAUCUUUUAUUUGGCUGUGCUGAGUCCUAGUUUUAGCAGGCAGGCUCCUUAGUUGCGGCUCACCGGCUCCUUAGUUGUGGCAUGCAAACUCUUAGUUGCGGCAUGCAUGUGGGAUCUAGUUCCUCGACCAAGGAUGGAACCUGGGCCCCCUGCGUUGGGAGUGUAGACUCUUAAUCACUGUGCCACCAAGGAAGUCCCAUGUCAUUUGUCAGAGUGAACCGUUAUGGUCCCCGUGGAGGAGGAAGGAAAGCACUGAAAGUAAAGAAGAAGAAAACGUCUGUGAAGCAAGAAUGGGAUAACACUGUGACUGAUCUAACAGUUCAUCGGGCAACUCCUGAAGAUCUGAUCCGUCGUCAUGAAAUACACAAAUCAAAGAACAGAGCAUUAGUACACUGGGAGCUCCAAGAAAAAGCUUUGAAGAGAAAAUGGAAGAAGCAGAAACCGGAAAUUUCUAAUCUUGAGAAAAGGAGAUUGUCUAUCAUGAAGGAGAUUCUUUCUGAUCAAUACCAGAUGCAUGAUGUAUUGGAAAACUCUGAUCAUUUGAUGGCUACAGCAAAAGAUCUGUUUGUUGAUUUUCCUCGUAGACGCACAGGGUUUCCGAAUGUAACAAUGGCUCCUCAUUCCUCUCAGGGUCCCAUUGUGGUAAAUCAAGACCCUGUCACCCAGGCCAUCCUUAGUGAAUCUGUCAUUGAGCCACAGGCUCUUAAUGAAAUAGAUGAUGACGAACGAGAAGGAACUGUUAACAGCCAGUCAGAAGAAAGUGAGAAUGAGUUGGAUAACUCUCUAAACUCUCAGUCAAACACAAAUGCAGACACCAGGGUAUUCAGCACAGUAAACCAGAUAGUAGCCUUGGAGGAGUCCGUUUCCCAUGCAGAAGACAAAGCCUCUGAAAAGGAAUAUAACUGGAAGAGGCCUCCUUCUAGUGAGCAGUUUCUCCACCAACUAAAGGAAGAUAAUUCCGAGUUAAUUAAUAAACUAUGGACUGAUAUUCAGCAAAAAGUAGCAACACAGUCACAAAUAACAGCCUCUUCAGGAACUCCAUCAUCUGCUUCUCCAUCAGGAGAACAAAAAGCUGCUCUGAACGCUACCAAUGCUGUUAAGAGAAUCCAUACGAGGCUUCAACCUGAAGAAUCUACUGAGACUCUAGACUCAAGCUAUGUUGUAGGACAAGUGCUGAACUCAAGGAAGCAAAAACAGCUGCUAAAUAAAGUGAAAAGAAAACCAGACUUGCGUGCUCCUUCCAAACAGAAGAAUAGCAUGUUAUCAGCCAGCACAGCCUCCACGGACUUACCGAAUCACAGCAACCCCAGCCUAGAUGUCCUCAAGCACAUGAUACAUGAAGUGGAACAUGAAAUGGCAGAAUAUGAGAGGUGGACAGGACGUGAGGUCCAGGGGCUCCAGAACAGUCAGGGUCUCACCGGCUUCACCCUGUCGCUUGUGAGCUCCCUGUGUCGCCUGGUUCGGUACCUUAAAGAGAGUGAGCUCCAACUGCGUAAAGAAGUAGAGACGAGGCAGCAACUGGAACAAGCAUUGGGUGACCAUCGAGAGCUCAUUGAUGCUCUGACAGCUGAAAUUCUUCUUCUUAGAGAAGAAAAUACUGCUACCCAGGAGAGACUUCAGCAGUACAUGAUCACAACAGAUGCGCAGCUUAUAUCACUCACACAUGCCAUUAGGAACUGUCCUGUGAUAAAUAACAAAGAAAGUCAGGCAUUAGAAAGGGGAGCCACAAGCAGAAGAAAUAUGGACAGUCCAGAGGGUCCAGCUGUAAAUGCUAAUGUCUCCAUGCCACUGAUGUUCAGAGGGGAGGAUGUGGUUGAAUUCCCACAAGAAGAUUUGCCUGUUAAACUAUCUCAGGUGCCAAACCCUCCAGAAAGCGGGAAUCUGGCCAGCAAUUUUCCAACGCAUAUAUUUGAGCCGGCGGUAUUGUUAACACCACCCAGGCAGAAGAGCAACUCAGAAUUCUCUCCUUUGCAGGAUGUAUUGAGGAGGACUGUUCAAACUCGUCCUGCUCCGCGAAUUCCUCCAACCGUGGAAAUAAUUGAGAAGGAACAAAACUGGGAAAAGAAGACCUCACCUACUGGCACAGACAUUCAGAAUUCAAGUGAAGAGAAUCAUCUCUUUACUCAGAGAUGGAGGGCCUCUCACAUGGGAGAAGAUUUGCAGAACAAAACCCAGGGUCCUUUUGUUAACUUCUCACAGCCCCUCUGCAGUUCCCAUUCAAGCACUCAGCAAUCAAGAAACCCCGCACUCUCAGAAGAACCCCUGGUGUUGGGAGAUGGGCAACAGCUUAGGACAAAUGAGACAUUAAUACAGAGAAAGGACAUCAUGGCACGGAUUGCUGAGUUGACACUGCAGAAUUCAGCUAUCAAGACACAUCUAAGUAAUAUUAUUGGGCCAGGGGGAGAGCAAGGGGAUGGAUUUCGGGAGUUUAACAAACAGGAAACACGUCGUGCCAGUGACAUGACCGCUACUUUUCCAGCAGUACAGCCUCUAACACCAAGUAGCAUGGAGGAACGGAUUGCAGAAUUGAAUCGACAGAGUAUGGAGGCUCGUGGAAAACUCUUGCAAUUAAUAGAGCAGCAGAAGCUUGUUGGUUUGAAUCCUUCCUCUCCACCAGUAUUGCCUAUUCAGUCACCUCUCAGAGCAUGGACUGAAGGAGGAAAAAGGACAAUCGAGGUAUCUAUUCCAGGAGCAGAAGCCCCAGAAAGCUCAAAAUGCAGUACUGUCUCUCCUACUGGUGGGCUAAAUUCAAGAAGAUCUUCAGGGGCUACUAGUAAUUCUUGUUCUCCAUUAAAUGCCACCUCAGGAAGUGGGCACUUGACACCUCUUAAUCCAAGGGCAAAGAUUGAGAAACAAAAUGAAGAAGGCUGGUUUGCUCUCUCUACCCACGUGUCAUAAGUGAGGUCAAGUUGCAGCGUUUGUUCUCAGUCGUAUAUUCUUGAGCUUCCACUCGCCUUUCCCUGCUCCUGCUUUCAAGUUUUUAUGUUCUUCUUUCACAUGAAACUUACAAAGAUUUCAUGACUUAGUACUAAUGGAACAAAGAAAUAAAGCAAUUAUUUUAAUUUUUGACCUUUUCAAAUAGAUUUUCCACAAGCAAACAACCUACAACCUCUUGUGAGUAAAAUUUUAACUAUAGGGAAAUU